Molecule: messenger RNA, 791 nt
Organism: Daphnia magna
Lineage: Eukaryota; Metazoa; Arthropoda; Branchiopoda; Diplostraca; Daphniidae
Product: glycine-rich cell wall structural protein 1
Exons: 5
Coding region: 151-561 (136 amino acids)
Source: RefSeq, a predicted model, not a curated record
UCGGCUGUCUGCCGAACUCCUUGAGAAAUGUGGGGGCCGCUUAUUUAAAGGCGACUGACCGAGAGGGAAAAAACAACAGUUGGUUUACCAACCUCAAGAGAUAAAGACAUCGCAAUUAGUGUUCUCGAUUUAUAUCAACAGUUUACAACCAUGAACGUCAAGAUGAUAAUGUUGCUGAUCGUAGCGUCGGUUAUGGUAAGCUGCUCAUUUGCCGCACCUCAGCUCGGUGGAAGACUGAUCGGACUUCGUCGACCAUUUGGAGGUGGAUUCGGAGGACGACCUGGAUUCAACCAGGGAUUCGGGAACCAAGGAUUCGGAAACCAAGGAUUCGGAAACCAAGGAUUCGGAAAUCAAGGAUUCCAACCAGGAUUCGGAGGAGGUAACGCCGCAGGAUUGGGAAGUGGUUCAGUGAUCGGUAAUCAAGCUAUCGGUACAGGCACUGGUAUCGCUAACCCAGGACCAGGUGGAUUCGGUAUUGGUCUUGGUGUUGGUGCUGCUGUUGCGACUCCCAUUGGUAACUUUGCGGUCGGAGACGGACAGAGUAUCUCCGUUGGAAAAUAAACUGAAACCGCAGCUGAAAUCUGAGUGACUAACCGUUAGAAGACCUGAAUGCUGAACGGAAUUCAUCCGCGCAAGAUCAUGCACGACUGAUAGAUAAUAUUUUCCUUGUCUGUAAAUAUGCACUUCGUCAACUUUCCUAAUAAGGAUAAUUGAUGGACGCUUACAAAACGCUGUUAUGUAAUCUAACAGAUAAUAUUUCUCUAAAGUAAAAUAAAUUGAAAUUGAAUCAA